GGUAAUUCAGGCGUGCUUGAAUGCAGCUCUUAUUCGUCAGCGAGCAUCUUAUUUUGAAAAGGAAAAAAACGAAACGGAAGUCACGAUAUUUUUGCUUACUUGACCAGAGUGUGAGUAGUUCCCUCUCCUCUCCUCUGGCUAAUCACUUGCUCCGAGGACGUGUGGAUGUUUUGUGCGGUCCGCCGUGUCUCCGUGGCGCAGGACAGGACGGUCGCCACGCCUUCAGGGACGCACUUUUUCACGGCGUCAGUUCUCCAUCUGUGUCCGCUGUUCACCCAGUGGAAGACCUGUCCAGAGCCAGGACAUUUAACAAGCUUUUAUCAACAGGCAUUUUCUCCACUUAAUAUCAGUCAGCCUGUGCCUCUGGAGUCCGGCGCUACUUCUCCCACUGAUGCCAGUUGAACAGGCUGUUGUAUAGACGCUAAUUAAUUUCGGAAUAUCGAGCGGCAGUUUUACUGAUUUGACAUCGAAUACAAGUCGGAUCAAAGAUGGGGAUUACAGUGUAGUGCAGACAGGAAUGCCCCAGACUGUGUGCUCAGGCACCAUGUUCACCACUCCCAGUGGCUUCAGCCCUCAUCUGGCCUGUGCUGAGCCUGGGGAGGAGGAGGAGGCCCCACAAGAGGGCCCAGGGCCUGGGGCCUGCCUGGCCGACGGGCCCCCGAUCACUUCUGCCUCCCUGGACACUCUUAUCCAGAAUCUGGUGCCCACUGCCGAUUACUACCCUGAGAAAGCCUAUGUGUUUACCUUCUUGCUGAGUGCUCGUCUGUUCAUUGCUCCUCCGGAGCUGCUGGCCAGGGUGUGUGAGCUGUGCAUCAAACAGCAGCAGCUGGAUCAGAGCCCACUCGAUACGGCAAAAGUGCGCAAGUUUGGUCCCAAGAUCCUGCAGCUGCUGACAGAAUGGACAGAGACAUUUCCAUCCGACUUCAGGGAUGAUAAGAUGGUCGGGCACCUCAAAGACAUCAUCCACAGGAUAGCUCCAUGUGAUGAGGCGUACUGGAAAACCCUGAACCAAGUGCUGCAGAAGCUCAGCCAGAGGCUGGCCCUGAUGAGCCAGGGGGAAGAGAGCAUCGUCAAGGUCUCCCUCAAUGCCUCCUCCAUCUCUGACAAGCUGGUGGCCUUCAAGACCAAGCCUCCGCCCAUCCAGAAGGACAUGCUCUCCAUCUGCAACGACCCGUACACACUGGCACAGCAGCUCACCCACGUGGAGCUGGAACAUUUGAGUCAUAUUGGUCCAGAGGAGUUUGUCCAGGCCUUUGUUCAGAAAGACCCGCUAGAUGGAACACAGCCAUGCUUCAGUGACCAAAAGAAGAAAACCACCAACCUGGAGGCUUAUGUCAGGUGGUUCAACAGACUGUGUUACCUGGUGGCCACUGAGAUCUGCAUGCCAGCGAAGAAGAAACAAAGAGCCCAGGUGAUAGAGUUCUUCAUUGAUGUUGCCAGGGAGUGUUUCAACAUCGGAAACUUCAACUCCCUCAUGGCCAUCAUCUCUGGUAUGAACAUGAGCCCCGUGUCGAGGCUGAAGAAGACUUGGGGCAAAGCCAAGACUGCCAAGUUCUUCAUUCUGGAGCAUCAGAUGGAUCCUACAGGAAAUUUUUACAACUACAGGACCGCCCUGAGGGGGGCCGCCCAUCGCUCUCGGACUGCCAACAGCAACAGAGAAAGGAUCGUAAUUCCAUUCUUCAGUCUGCUGAUCAAAGACAUUUAUUUCCUGAAUGAAGGAUGUGCCAAUCGGCUGCCCAAUGGACACGUUAACUUUGAGAAAUUUGUGGAGCUGGCACGACAGGUCGGCGAAUUCAUGACAUGGAAACAGGUGGAGUGUCCAUUUGAGGAGGAUCGGGCCAUCCUACACUACCUCCACACUGCUCCAAUCUUCAGUGAGGACGGACUCUACCUUGCAUCCUAUGAGAGUGAGAGUCCAGAGAACCAGGUAGAGAAGGACAGAUGGAAAGCACUCAGGUCUAACGUUCUGGGGAAGACAUGAGGCACUGACGGCAGCUAACCCUCCCACCAGCGAGGGAGCGUGUGUUCUCAUUGCACUAAAAUGAACUGUGAAGGAACCUAGCUGGUACUUAGGUGUUUUUCUAUGAAGAAAUUAAGAGAUAAAAAACAAAACAAGCAACACGAUGAACAGGAUUCAUCAAGAAGAGUGUUAAAAAAAAUAAAAACAAGAAUAUGUUUUUAAAAAAAAAGUGAAUCAAAAAUGUUAAGCUAAGGAAACUGGAGUAAAAUGCCUUUGCAGCAUAUCAGCGAUGAGGUACAGUAUGUCGGAGAGGGAUACAGCCUCUCUCCUUCCCCCGUCCCUUCGAUGUGUGUUUACUCUGUGAAAGUAUGUUUACUACUAUAGAGAGUACAGUUACAGGGAAAACCACUUUAUAAAAUGAAAUUCCUACUGAUGCUAUAGUUGUUUUUGUAUUUGCUCCUCUCCCUACUUCUCUCUCUCUUUCUCUUCCCCUUCUGGUCCAAAGCCUUGUCUAGAUAUUUAAUUUAACUUUUUUUUUCCUUUACUUGUAAUGUACUGUAACUAUGAAACUUACAAUGAUGUGAAGGGCGCUGGCUAGCCCGUAUCAGCUGUCAAAUUUUAUAGGUCUACUGAAGGAACGCCAACUGUGUAUAUCUGGGACGACAGAAGAUGACAUGCCUUGAGCAUUUUACCAGUUCAUCUCACGUGUACUUUAACAUGUGCGAUUGUGCUCAUGCAUUCAUGUCUGUUCAAACAGUCACUGUCUGGUUUUUGCAUGAGAGUGACUGGAGAAACCUGUUUACUGGCCAUCUCUUCUUGUAUUCUUUAUUUAUUGUAUUUUAUUUUGGGACAGUGUUGGACAAGGGGGGGGGGGGGGUGUAUGGACUGUUUUAAAAAGUGUUUACUCCUUUAAAAUGUAUUGUGCCAUUAAUGCAAGAAAACUACAGUAUAGCUUAACGGUCACAGCAGGAGCCAGGCCAGGUGUAGAUUGUGUACAGGUUACAUUUACCCCUCAUCUUUCUGCUCUUCAGGAAGUUUUCUCUGACUGACGUUCAGUUGUCUGGUAUAUUUAUGGAGAUUUCUGUGCUGACAGAUGUAUAGUUUUUAUUGUAACUUUCCUUUACUGAAUAUGAAGUCCAAUGGCAUGCUAUGACAGGUGUUUUUAAAGGGGCAUUAAACGUAUCCAUGAUGAUGAAGUGGAGACUUUUGUCUGUCUAAAAGAAAAAAGUGGGAAAAAGAGGGAAACUUGUGCCAUAUGAAUCACUGGUUGUCAUGAUAAAUCAGGUUCCUCUGACUUGAAAUGUGUUGUUUAUCGUUUUGUGGGAUCGUCACUGAGCUUUGUUUUUUUUGGCAGUUUUGUUGUGAUUCGGGAGCCAUUUUUGAGGGUGGGGUGAGGGAGGGUGGUAGGAGAGGAAGGAUAUGGGGAGGGAGUGGGAACUGUGUAAUUAAUUAUAACCUUUUUAAAAAAGUCUUAUUCAGUUUGCUAUAAUUGAUUGAUGUCAGUGUUUUCUCUUAAGAAGCACCUUUCCCUCUUAAUAACAGACUGACUUUUAUUCUCCCUCAUUUGUCAUCAAUAAACUUGCUUUUCUUGUACCCCCCCCCCAACGCACCCCAAGACAAGUUUAAGACAGUAGACCAGAGAUGUGAUGUCAAACUUGCCAUUCAAGGUGACAACACGUUUUAAUAAAACAUUGCCUGUAUUGAACGUCUGUUUUCAAUGAUAGUCGCCUCCAGGACAUCAGUUCUGCUCUUUUUAAUGGUAUCAUUGCACUGCCAUGUCCAUGUUUUCACUUACACACACAUAAACCCUGGGUGAGGUUCAAGGAGUUGAGCGCAAUCAGUGUAUUUAUGGUUAUUGAGACCAAGCAGACACAAGUUUGGCUUCAACAUCACUGUUGUGACUAGUUCCUUAGAAGCCUUAAUAAAAGUAAACUGUGGUCA
Lates calcarifer (barramundi perch) is the source of this 3901-nucleotide messenger RNA. Its product is annotated as ras-GEF domain-containing family member 1C. The coding region runs from base 518 to 1981 and encodes 487 amino acids. Lineage: Eukaryota; Metazoa; Chordata; Actinopteri; Centropomidae. The record is from RefSeq and is a predicted model, not a curated record. Gene Ontology annotation, molecular function: guanyl-nucleotide exchange factor activity. Gene Ontology annotation, cellular component: plasma membrane. The transcript has 14 exons. Gene Ontology annotation, biological process: Ras protein signal transduction; positive regulation of GTPase activity.